AUGCUCCGACUCAGUCGACCGGCUCGGAUACUCUCCAGACGAUAUGCGACGGUCGACAGUUCGCCACUGAUAGCUCGGCCACCUCCCGAUCCUCCUACACCUGCGAUAUCUGAGCUCGAUGCUCGCGUAUUGUCUCGGCUGUACUCAGACCACGGCAAGAACGUCGGUCUUCAGACCUUGGUUCAGCAAUACUAUGAUCGGUCCGGACGCACGCUGGAGCCUACCUUGCCCUACGAAUCUAGACCAGCUGAGGGAAGACGCGUAAACGUAGACAGCAGUGAUGAUAUACUUGUGCUGGUUCAUUGUGCCCGUGAUAAAGCGGAGCACAAGAUAACAUUGUCCUCUGCAUUUGCCUUGAAUGUGCCCGGCCUUCCCGAAGGCCAGUCGAUAGUCCUGAGCUGCUCACAUACGUUGGAAGAGGCAAGUGCGCACAUACCCCAACCGAUACCGAUUGACCAGGAAACCUCGCGAAGCUUCCAGUCCGGAUCAUUCGUCCUCUCUCGUGCAUCAGGAACGACGAAGUUCCACCCUGUAACGUCAAUAUCGUCGUCCUUGCACCACUCGGAUCUUCUGCUGGCCACGGUGACCGACAACAAUGGCACUCCGCGUUUACCCAAUCUCCCGAUUUCUCCCUAUCCCGCACACCCUGGGACUCCCGUACGUGCCCACUUUGUCACGUCCGCGCCGCCUGCGGGCGAUCCGACAUGGAUGCCAUGGAUCUUCGGCCUGUACAGCAAAUGGGUUUCAGGAACGAUCGUGGGAUACAGAGACUUUGCUGGACGUGAGGCGAGCCCCGGAACCGACGACGCCUUGACACACCUAUUAUUUCACCCCCCGCCCACGGCCGGAUCGUCGGGCGGGCCCAUUGUGGACCAAGAGAGCGGUGCCGUCGUUGGUAUUAUGCAAGGACAUCGGAUGGAUUACGCGUCUCGCGUAGAGGGCAUUAAAGGCUGGGGGGUUCCGAGCGAGGCCGUGUUUGAGGUCAGCCUUCCGUUUCCUUAUAUCCUUCCAAGGCUUAAGUUUCGAUCGCGGCUGACAUUCGUCUCCGUUACAGAUGUUCAGCCUACCCGGCCUGAAUCUGAAGAAAUCGUAGAUGGUGUACUACUAUUGUUUUUAGGAAGCAUACUUAACCUUGUAUUAUUUAUUUUGCAUUAUAUAGCCGUUGGAUCGCGUCACCGCCAGGAUGUCCCUCUCGUGCCAGUCCGCAGUGGCUGUGCUUAA
Molecule: messenger RNA, 1221 nt
Organism: Punctularia strigosozonata HHB-11173 SS5
Lineage: Eukaryota; Fungi; Basidiomycota; Agaricomycetes; Corticiales; Punctulariaceae
Exons: 3
Coding region: 1-1221 (406 amino acids)
Source: RefSeq, a predicted model, not a curated record